GUGAAACCUGACUCCUCCCAGCCAUGUGACUGAUCACAUGAUUGUGACAUCACUGAAGGUCCUUCAGACACCUGGAAUCUUCUGUAUCCAGAGAGGGGGAGGUCUCCAUUAGUGGUCGGGGGUCUCCCUUUCUUCUCCUGACUGCCCCCUAAGGAUGGAGAAGGACCUGGAUGUGAUGGAGGAGAGAAUAUUACACGUGGCCCUAGAGAUCAUGUCCCUGCUGAGCGGAGAGGAUUACAUGGUAGUGAAGACAGAAGAGGGGGAAGGAUGGAGCAGGGAGCAGGUUCCUAUAUCGCUGCCUCCACCUCACUCACUGAUACAUAAGGGAAACAGUCAUCAGGAGAUCCUGGAACUCAUCAACAAGAUGGCCGACCUGCUGACUGGAGAGGUUCCUAUAAGGUGUCAGGACGUCACUGUCUAUUUCUCCAUGGAGGAGUGGGAGUAUAUAGAAGGACACAAGGAUCUGUACCAGGACAUAGUCAUGAUGGGGGAUCACCGGCCCCCAACAUCACAAGAUAUAGACCCAACAAGGAUGGAGAAGGCCAGAAAGCACAUGGCUGCCAGGAUAUUACACCUCACCCUAGAGAUAAUCCACCUGAUAACCGGAGAGGAUUACACAGUAGUGAAGAAGUGGUCUGGUGAGUGUGUGACCCCCCGUGUGUCAGGAGGAUCGGGCACCACCCAGAGCCCCACCCCCGAGGAUCCUCCACCUCAUUCACUGAUACAUGAGCAGAAGAUCCUAGAACUGACCACCAGGAUGACUGAGCUGCUGACUGGAGAGGUUCCUAUAAGGUGUCAGGACGUCACUGUCUAUUUCUCCAUGGAGGAGUGGGAGUAUAUAGAAGGACACAAGGAUCUGUACCAGGACAUAGUCAUGAUGGGGGAUCACCGGCCCCCAACAUCACAAGAUGAACUAAUGGAUAGAAAUCCACCCGAGAGGUGUCCCCGUCCUCUGUAUUCCCAGGACUGUCCAGAGGGAAAUGUCCCAGAGAAGCAUCAGAAGGUCUGAUUAUUAUUAAAGUGGAGGAUGAAUCAGAAAUAGAAGAGGAGGAGAUUAAGAGAGGCUAUGACUCGUGUAU
This is a messenger RNA of Hyla sarda, 1079 nucleotides long. RefSeq lists its product as uncharacterized. Gene Ontology annotation, biological process: regulation of DNA-templated transcription. The record is from RefSeq and is a predicted model, not a curated record. The coding region runs from base 155 to 1009 and encodes 284 amino acids. The transcript has 9 exons. Lineage: Eukaryota; Metazoa; Chordata; Amphibia; Anura; Hylidae.